UUUAAUUGCAACACUAAUAUUGUCUAUGGUCUACAGGUAUUUGACGGCUAGCUAGAACAUCCGGCCCUCGAACGGGUCCUUUUUCAAGCGUACGCCAUUGCUGGCGUAUGGUAGUUUAUUUUAUUGAAAGAAAAAUCAAAAACCAUCCAAAAUGGUGAAUUUCACUGUAGACGAGAUCCGCACGAUGAUGGACAAGAAGCGGAACAUCCGCAACAUGUCCGUUAUCGCCCACGUCGACCACGGCAAGUCGACCCUCACCGACUCUCUGGUGUCCAAAGCCGGUAUCAUCGCCGGAGCCCGCGCCGGAGAGACCCGCUUCACCGACACAAGGAAGGACGAGCAAGACAGAUGUAUCACCAUCAAGUCCACUGCCAUAUCUAUGUUCUUCGAGCUAGAGGAGAAAGACUUGGUGUUCAUCACAAACCCCGACCAGCGUGAGAAGAACGAGAAGGGUUUCUUGAUCAACCUGAUCGACUCACCUGGGCACGUUGACUUCUCAUCUGAAGUGACGGCUGCUCUCCGUGUCACUGAUGGAGCUCUUGUCGUGGUGGACUGCGUUUCUGGUGUGUGUGUACAAACUGAAACCGUACUGCGUCAGGCCAUCGCCGAGCGCAUUAAGCCAAUCCUGUUCAUGAACAAGAUGGACCGUGCUCUGCUUGAGCUGCAGCUGGAGUCUGAGGAGCUGUACCAAACCUUCCAGCGUAUUGUUGAGAAUGUGAACGUCAUCAUCGCCACCUACUCUGAUGACAGCGGUCCCAUGGGUGAAGUGCGCGUGGACCCUAGCAAGGGAUCUGUCGGUUUCGGUUCCGGCCUCCACGGCUGGGCCUUCACCCUCAAACAGUUCUCCGAGAUGUACGCCGACAAGUUCAAGAUCGACCUCGUCAAGCUCAUGAACAGACUGUGGGGUGAGAACUUCUUCAACCCCCAGACCAAGAAGUGGGCCAAGCAGAAGGACAACGACAACAAGCGUUCGUUCUGCAUGUACGUGCUGGACCCCAUCUACAAGGUGUUCGACGCCAUCAUGAACUUCAAGAAGGACGAGAUCGACAGCCUGCUCAAGAAGCUCGGCGUCACCAUCAAGCACGAGGACGCUGACAAGGACGGCAAAGCGCUGUUGAAGGUGGUGAUGCGUUCGUGGUUGCCCGCUGGUGAGGCCCUGCUUCAGAUGAUUGCCAUCCACCUGCCCUCGCCUGUGGUCGCCCAGAAAUACCGUAUGGAGAUGUUGUACGAAGGUCCUCAUGAUGAUGAGGCCGCUAUUGGUAUCAAGAACUGCGACCCCGAAGCACCUCUCAUGAUGUACGUGAGCAAAAUGGUACCGACCUCGGACAAGGGUCGUUUCUACGCGUUCGGCCGUGUGUUCUCCGGCAAGGUGGUCACCGGACAGAAGGCGCGCAUCAUGGGCCCCAACUAUCAGCCCGGCAAGAAGGAGGAUCUGUAUGAGAAGACCAUCCAGCGUACCAUCCUCAUGAUGGGUCGUUAUGUGGAGGCCAUCGAGGAUGUGCCCUCUGGUAACAUCUGUGGUCUGGUCGGUGUUGACCAGUUCCUUGUCAAGACUGGAACCAUCACCACCUUCAAGAACGCCCACAACAUGAAGGUGAUGAAGUUCAGCGUGUCGCCCGUCGUGCGUGUGGCCGUUGAGCCCAAGAACCCCGCGGAUCUGCCCAAGCUGGUGGAAGGUCUGAAGCGUCUGGCCAAGUCCGACCCUAUGGUGCAGUGCAUCAACGAGGAGUCUGGCGAGCACAUCGUUGCCGGCGCUGGAGAGCUGCAUCUUGAGAUCUGUCUUAAGGAUCUCGAAGAGGACCACGCGUGCAUUCCAAUCAAGAAGUCCGACCCUGUCGUGUCGUACCGUGAGACGGUCGGCGAGGAGUCUGACCAGAUGUGUCUGUCCAAGUCGCCCAACAAGCACAACCGUCUGUUCAUGAAGGCGCAACCCAUGCCUGAAGGUCUUCCCGAGGAUAUUGAUGAGGGCCACGUGAACCCACGUGACGACUUCAAGACUCGUGCGCGUUACCUGAGCGACAAAUACGAGUACGACGUGACUGAAGCCCGUAAGAUCUGGUGCUUCGGUCCCGAGGGCACCGGACCCAACAUCCUGGUGGACUGCACCAAGGGAGUGCAGUACUUGAACGAGAUCAAGGACUCCGUGGUGGCCGGUUUCCAAUGGGCCGCCAAGGAGGGAGUCAUGGCUGAGGAGAACUUGCGCGGUGUCCGCUUCAACAUCUAUGACGUGACGCUGCACACGGACGCCAUCCACAGAGGAGGCGGUCAAAUCAUUCCAACCACCAGGAGAUGCUUGUACGCGUGUCUGCUGACCGCGCAGCCGAGGCUCAUGGAGCCCGUGUACCUGUGCGAGAUUCAGUGCCCUGAAGUCGCGGUGGGCGGUAUCUACGGCGUGCUGAAUAGACGGCGAGGCCACGUGUUCGAGGAGUCUCAAGUGGCCGGCACACCCAUGUUCGUGGUGAAGGCGUACCUGCCCGUAAACGAGUCGUUCGGCUUCACCGCCGACUUGCGUUCCAACACCGGUGGUCAAGCGUUCCCGCAGUGCGUGUUCGACCACUGGCAGAUCCUGCCCGGUGACCCGUGCGAGGCUGGAUCCAAGCCCUACGUCGUUGUUCAGGAGACAAGAAAGAGGAAAGGAUUGAAGGAGGGUCUUCCCGACUUAAAUCAAUACUUGGACAAAUUGUAAAAGCCGUAGCUAAUACAAUCACCACUGUAAAAUAUUGUACCAUUUGUGAAGCGCUUAUUUGUUUUGUCACCGGGCGUUUAUUUUGUCGCGUACAGUGCGCCGGCGCAGCGACACGGCGUCGCAUGCAUCGUUGUAACAACCCAACCACAGUGAUACUAGGUUUACGUGUCACCAUUAAAUAAAUAAAUAUUAUACAACAUUACCCAUUCUUUGAUAUGACAUUAUUAUUGUUAUCAUGGAUGUGUAGCGGGAUCCAAGGAUUUCUUUACUUGUAAUUAAUUUUUAAAUUAUAAUUUUUUCUAUUAUA
This is a messenger RNA of Manduca sexta (tobacco hornworm), 2993 nucleotides long. RefSeq names its product translation elongation factor 2 (gene eEF2). Gene Ontology annotation, cellular component: cytosol; ribonucleoprotein complex. The transcript is spliced from 15 exons. Gene Ontology annotation, molecular function: GTP binding; GTPase activity; translation elongation factor activity. Lineage: Eukaryota; Metazoa; Arthropoda; Insecta; Lepidoptera; Sphingidae. Gene Ontology annotation, biological process: translational elongation. The record is from RefSeq and is a predicted model, not a curated record. The coding region runs from base 152 to 2686 and encodes 844 amino acids.